Molecule: messenger RNA, 480 nt
Organism: Rotaria sp. Silwood2
Lineage: Eukaryota; Metazoa; Rotifera; Eurotatoria; Philodinida; Philodinidae
Source: the annotation of a GenBank genome assembly
AUGAGAGCUCGUUUGUAUUUAAAUGGUAAUGAAGAUGCUCAUCGUACACAUAUGUCACUCUUUUUUGUACUCAUGCGAGGUUUGAACGAUCCAAUUCUCAAAUUUCCAUUCAGCUAUAAAGUCACAUUCUGUUUGUACCAUCAAACACCUGCACAACGACAUAUUAUUGAUUCAUUUCGCCCAGACAUUAACUCAAGUAGUUUUCAACGUCCACGAUCCGAAAUGAGUAUUGCAAAUGAUAUUCCUAAGUUUUGUCCUUUGGCAACAAUUCAACAAGAAGGCAAUUCUUAUGUUCGAGAUGAUACAAUGUUUAUCAAAAUUAUGGUUGAUUUUCUUGAAAUAUCAAAAACAUUAUUGUCCUAUAUUUUAAGUCUCAAUCCAGGUCUACCAACACAUAUUCAACAAGCGACAAUUAAGCAAGAAAUGGAACGAAGAUCUCAACAACAGUCUGGCGAGUCACUGUUGACACCUCAUGGGUGA